Molecule: messenger RNA, 2818 nt
Organism: Myxocyprinus asiaticus (Chinese sucker)
Lineage: Eukaryota; Metazoa; Chordata; Actinopteri; Cypriniformes; Catostomidae
Product: gastrula zinc finger protein XlCGF8.2DB-like
Exons: 2
Coding region: 367-1314 (315 amino acids)
Cellular component (GO): nucleus
Source: RefSeq, a predicted model, not a curated record
UGACGUCACGCGAGUAUGGCGGCACACAGGGCUAAUGAUAAAUAUUCACUUUUAAGCAAACAAAGAGUUUAGAGUACGUUGGCUGAUAAAAAAAAUAUGUAAAACACGAUAAAUGAUCUUCUCCGUUAGUAGCUGUACAAUUGCAAAACAACUGCUAGCUAGCAUUGCCGUUGUGUUUCUUUAUAAUCUUCCGAGCAUCGGACAACACAACGCUGGAUUGCAGAGACAGGGAAAUCAAGAUGUAUACAUGCGAGAUGAAAUUUAGGCUAUUAAAUCUCAUCACCAUAAACACGUUUCCAGACAAGCAGGAAUAACUUCAGAACUUAUUCUUAUCAACUGAAAUCUGCGCGACACAUUAUUGUACAGAUGGAGUUUAUUAAAGAAGAGAGAGUGGACAUGAGUGAUCCAAACCCUUGCAGAGUGAAAAAUGAAGAAACUGAGCAACAAAUAGACCUGAUGAAAAUGAAAGAUGAAAGUCAUGAACUGACAUUGAAGGAGGAGAAACUUCAGUAUGAGGAACCUCAUUUCAAAACAGAAGAAGAACCUUUUAGUUGCUCAGAGACGGAAAAUGUCUCACAAAAAAGACGUAGAAGAACCGGAGACCAAGUUUUUUUCACCUGCCUUCAGUGUAAAGAGAGUUUCACGUCUAAAGAACAACUUAUGGGACAUUUUAGAGUUCACUCUGGAGAGAAGCCUUUCCCAUGCGAUCAGUGUGGAAAGAGUUUCAGUCAUAAAGCAACCCUUAAGAAACACAUGAGAGUUCACACUGGAGAGAAGCCUUUCCAAUGCGAACAGUGCGGAAAGAGAUUCAUUUAUAGAGCAAAGCUUAAGAUUCACAUGAGAGUUCACACUGGAAAGAGGCCUUACAAAUGUGAUCAGUGUGGAAAGAGUUACAUACAUAAAGACAACCUUAUUGAGCACAUUCGACUUCACACUGGAGAGAAGCCUUUCACAUGCCCUCAGUGUGGAAAGAGUUUCACAAUUAGAGGAAGCCUUCAGAAGCACAUAAGAAUUCACACUGGAAAGAAGCCUUUCAUGUGCCUUCAAUGUGGGAAGGAUUUCAUACAUAAGGGAAACCUUGAGGUUCACACAAGAAUUCACACUGGAGAGAAGCCUUACACAUGCCCUCAGUGUGGGAAGAGUUUCACAUAUCGAGCAAACCUUGUAAGUCAUAUGAAGAUGCAUUCAGGAGAGAAAAUACACCAUUGUUCUAAGUGUGGCAAGAGUUUCACUGAGGGAAGUCUCCAAACACAACUGAAAAGGCAUGAAAAUGAGAGGCCACACAUGUGUUCUUAUUGUGGCAACUUAUUGUAGCACCAGAAAAUACUGUACAUGCAGUGAGAAACCUCAUGUGUGCUUUGAGUGUGGGAAAGCCUUUACUAGAGUCACAUACUUGAAAAGGAACUAAAUAAUUCAUACAGGAGAAAAACCUUACAAGUGCUCACAUUGUGGAAUGAGUUUUACACACACAUGAGAGAGUGCAUACUGUAGAGAAGCCGUUCAUGUGGAAUAUCCUUGUCCAUAUCCUUAAAGAGCACCUGUCAUGGUUUUUCAAAUAUUACCUUUCAUGUAGUGUGUUAUAUAGCUGUUUGUGAAUGUAAAAAAAGUCGGCAAAGUGCACGACAAAUGAAGUUAUUGGCUCCCAAAAGAAAGAACUGAUUCUGAACACCUGAAACAAGUUGUUAGUAAUUCCAGACUUACUUCCUGUACUAACCUACUUAAUUUGGUAACAAAACACCCACCUCUGGUCUUCAUUGGCUGCUCGCAAACAGCUUUGACCCGCCCUCAAACACUACACUAAGCGAUAGACCAAUUACAACAGACUGAGACAUCUGACCAAUCAGAGCAGAGUAGGCUCUCUGAAAGGAGGAGUUUAGAAUGAAUCCUUUAGAACGGAUCAUUGAACGAGUCAUUUUUGACACUGGGAAAAAGUAAUGCUGCAAUUUAAAUUAUGAACAAAUUAAAGUGUUUUUUGACCUUGGAUGCAUGUAAAUCUGUUGUAUGAGACCUUUAAAACAAAAUUAGGCACAUUUAAAAACUCUUUAACUAUUGAAUUAAAUUAAUCAGUGCUGUUGAAAGGUGAUGCAUGCAUCUCAGUUGCAAUGAGAUCAAGAGGCAAAAAAAGAAGAGUGCUAUGGUGUUGAAAGCUUAGAGUUAAUCCAUCUAAAAAUAAAAGUUCUGUCUUUAUUUACCUUCAUUUUGUUCCAAACCCAUAACUUUCAGACCAAAUUUUGUUGAAUUUCCAGAGUUCUCUUUUUAUUAAGGGGGCUGGCUCCAAAAGUGACCCAAAAAGCAACAUAAAGGUAAUCCAUAUUCUGUGCUAUUCCAAGUGAUCUGAUUGUGUGAGAAAAAGAUGGAAAUUUAAGUCAUUAUUUGUUGGAAAUCUUCCAUUCUACUGAAGCUCUCAAAUCUCUCUUGAGUGGUCAAAUUCAAUUAGAAUAUGUGGCACAUCAGACACCACGUUUGAAUGAUGUCAAACGUCAUUGGUUCAUUCAUAACACAAAACCUGGCAUGAAAUGUCUGAUGUAACAUAUUUGAAUUGAAUGGGAGUGCAAAUAAAUGAUGACAGAAUCUUUAUUUUGGGGCGAAUUUUUCCUUUAACUAGAGAAUUUAUCUGUUAAAAUGUUUUGUUUUUUUCUUCAAUUCCUACUGUGUAGUUUGAUUGCAAUCAAACUCAGGAGUGUGUGAGUUUAUGGGUUAAUGGGGUACAUUAAUAAUGUCAUUUAUUUAUCUCAAAACCACAAAUGUGUGGUAACUGUAAUAUUAAUAAACAUAUACACCAUGAAAUGACCAGAAAUAAAAAAGAAGUCAAAACUUA